Messenger RNA from Hemibagrus wyckioides, 2592 nucleotides. It is a transcript of the gene gpr78b, whose product is annotated as G protein-coupled receptor 78b. Lineage: Eukaryota; Metazoa; Chordata; Actinopteri; Siluriformes; Bagridae. The record is from RefSeq and is a predicted model, not a curated record. Gene Ontology annotation, cellular component: membrane. Gene Ontology annotation, biological process: adenylate cyclase-activating G protein-coupled receptor signaling pathway. Gene Ontology annotation, molecular function: G protein-coupled receptor activity. The transcript is spliced from 3 exons. The coding region runs from base 454 to 1473 and encodes 339 amino acids.
CUAGGCCUGUUGCUCUGUGGCCUCCCACGGUGGGUUGAUGUGUGCGCAUGAUCUGAUCACAAGGCGCUCGUGAGCUUGACAGUCGCAGUGAGUUGGCACUGAGAGAGAGACAGAGAAAGGAGAAGAGUAGAGUCUUGGGAGGACGGACUUUAUGCAGUACAAAACUAUAACGAAUCUGUUAGAACUCUGUCAGAAAUGCAUUGUUUAAGAGAUUUACGCGCGACUUUUAGGAGCUUUGGGAAUUAAAACGAGACAUUCGCGCGCGCGCGCUCUUUGUGGUUCAGAACGCUGGACAGCGCACUCAUCUUGCGCUUCAUUACACUUUUUUGGAGUUGAUGUAUACACUUUUAUAAGAAGAUCAAGACGGACAAACUCAUGAGGAAUCAUGGAUGUAACGAAGUGUUUUCGAUCACCGGGCUUGGGCGCACCUCAACGAGACUUCUGAAGUGAGACAUGGACUUAGCGGAGAUCCUGCUCGCACUUUUUAUCGUCGUGGUCGCGACGGUCUCCUUGUUGUCCAACUUGCUGGUUUUGCUAUGUUUCGCGCACAGCAGCGAGAUACGCAGGCAGGUGCCGGGCAUAUUCACGACGAACUUGUCCUUUUGCAACCUGCUCAUAACCGUACUGAACAUGCCGUCCACGUUGGUCGGGAUCGUAAAGGACCAGCAGCCUUUCGGGGACUGCCUGUGUCGCGCGGUCAGCUUCCUCGACACGUUUCUGACGGCCAACGCGAUGCUAAGCAUGGCGGCGCUCAGCAUCGACCGCUGGAUCGCCGUGGUCUUCCCGCUGAGCUACUCGAGCAAGAUGCGGUGCAGGGACGCGCUGCUGAUGGUGUGCUACGCGUGGCUCCACUCGCUCGCCUUCUCCGUGGUGGCGCUGCUGCGCUCCUGGCUCGACUACAGCCGCGCGUACGCGUCCUGCACCUUGCGCCUGAACGCCGAGAGCUCCCGCACAGACUUCGCCGCCUUCACCGUGGCCUUCCACGGCGCCAGCUUUAUGCUCUCGCUGCUCGUGUUGUGCGUGACUUACUUAAAAGUGCUCAAAGUCGCACGCUUUCAUUGCAAAAGGAUCGACAUCAUAACCAUGCAGACGCUCUUCUUGCUUGUUGAUAUACACCCAAGCGUUAAACAGCGUUGUUUGGCCGAGCAAAAGAGGAGGAAACAGCGCGCAACGAAGAAAAUCAGUAUAUUUAUUGGAUCAUUUAUUAUUUGUUUCGCCCCAUAUGUCAUAACCAGGCUGACAGAGCUUCUUCCCUUUGUGGAUAUCAACCGAUACUGGGGUAUCAUCAGCAAGUGCUUAACAUACAGCAAGGCAGCUUCAGAUCCCUUUGCAUAUUCUCUCUUGCGCCAACAGUACAAGAAAGUACUUGUAACAGUGGCCAAUCGCCUAUUGAAACGUGACUUACAUCCUUCCUCUGGACACAACAGCUCACUGGACACAGAAAAUGACUACUGUCUCCAAAGAAUCAGCUAAUGGCAUUUUCCUAACACUGCAACAAGCAAAAAUCCUAAUGCUUAGAUGUAUAAGGGUGAUAGACAAAAAGUGGGAAAGUGAGAAAUAGAGGGAGAGAGAGAGAAAGAGAGAGAGAGAGUUCUAAUGAUUAUCACUUAGAUGUAGAUGGAGAUGGUAAUUGUUUGAUGCACACGUAGAUUUAUGGACCAGACAGCAGUGAUAAAUGUGGACAAAGGCGAUAUGUGACUAAGUGGCCAUGUGCUGUUCACAAUACGUGCACGUGCACGUGCACACACACACACACACACACACACACACACACACACACAUACAUACAUACACAUACACAUACACAUGCACACACACACACACACACACACAUCAAAGACAUCAGAAGACGAUAAUUGAACCUCAGCAGACAUACAGACACUGCUGCUCCAUCAUCUGCAAUGUGUGUGUUUUCUUUUCAAGUUUUUUUCCCCCAAGAUUAUUAAACAUUAUUCAGUGGAAGGUGUCAUGUGAUAUGAUCUAUUCUGAACUAUGUGCCAUGCGCAUGCAUGCACAGUGUGUUAAUGGCAUUGCUGAACCUCUCAUGAUGGAUAAAAUGUGUUAUCUUCAUUAUCAUGUUUCUACUGAUAGGCAGCCAGGUUAUUUAUAUAUUAUGAAAUGGCUCUUGUUCUUAAUUUAGUGUGACUUUAUUAUUAAUUCAAUCAUUUAUAAACCCAGAUCAGUCACUGGAAAAUACUGCACUUUGCUCUUACAAAUUAUUAUUUGUAACUCUUAGUUACCAAACAGCCAAAGUCGAAUAUCACACUAUAGUACCUAGAACAGGUUGUAACUGAAUGUAUUAGAUUCUUUUUACAGCAGCAUAUUGUGCACAUUGUGUUUCUACAAGUAAACAUAGUGUAUAUAUGUUGCACAAUAUAAAGUAAUUUAUAAUGUAAAUUAUGUUGUUUUAUUUAGUAAGGCAGGUUUGUGGUAUUGGGAGUUGUGAAAUGAACUUAUGAAAUGAUAAUGAAGUGCUUUAUACAGCCAUAUUUGUGUUGGUUUUGUUAUACAUGUACUGUUUUGUGAACAUGGUGAAGAAAGGAAAAUAUAGAUGAAGCUAAAUUAAGCUGUGUAGUAUUUUACGUUAAUGCC